AUGAUUGCCAACGAAGAACCUGAUAUAGAUCUGACGCCGCAUGUAUCAACUGAUGCCGGUAAUUUCUUCCAAUCCGAUAGGGACAUUGCCAAACAGGAAGCUCGAGAUCUGAAAAAGAGUAUUCAUGCCAACUCUGGAUUGCCCAUCAGCAUCCCGUCCAAAGUACUGGAUUUGCAGUUUGCCGGUACUGGAUCAGAUGCAGAUCUAUCUGCAAACAAGCUUUAUGCUUAUGUCGCCGAGAGUGGUCAUGUCGCAAGAAAGUACAAUCUCAUGACUGGCAAAUGGUCUAAAGCAUUCAAGGGACAUACCGGACCUGUAACUACUGUAGCUAUUGCUCUCAAUGCGGCUGGACAAGAAGAAGUGGUUGUGACAGGCUCAUGGGACAAGGGCAUCCGCAAAUGGAAUGCUCUGACGGGAGAAUGCCUACUGAAAAUGACUGCACACACAGACUUUGUGAAAAAGGUCGUAAUACACAAGAACCUCCUCUUUUCUGCGUCAGUAGACACCACCAUCAGAAUAUGGGAUUUGCAAACAGGUCGCCUAAUCCGUACAUUAAAAGAACAUACACGUGGAGUGGAAGAUAUACUGCUGUUUGAAGACGGCAAGAGAUUAGCUUCCGCUUCUUCGGAUGGCAGCAUAAAGAUUUGGGAUGUGCAGUCUGGUCAAGUAUUAGUUACUCUGACUGGCCACUUGACUAGUGUCUAUCGUCUCGGCAUGAAUGAAGAGGGAGAUCAACUGUGGUCUGCUUCGGCGGACAAGACCCUCAAACGAUGGGAUCUCAAUACUGGUCUGGAAGACACGAGUUUAGAGCAUCCUGACUUUGUGAAGGCAGUUGCUGUUUCUGAUCGUUACGUCUUUACUGGAUGUCGCGAUGAGAUUGUUCGUGUAUGGGAUGCAGCAACUGAUCAGGUUGUCCGAACAAUGGACGCACACUCUGAUGAAGUAUCAGCUGUAGCCUUACGAGGUUCUGUAUUAUGGAGUGGAUCUAUUGAUGCCACGAUUAGACGGUGGGACGUCAGUGAUCUCAUUGGCGGUACUGCUGAUCUAUCCCUGUUUGAUGGAACUAUGCAAAUAGAUGAGGUUCCUGGCCCUGGAGAAGGAUCAGACUCGACUGUUCCUGCAUCUGGUGGUGAUAGUGGGUUAACAGCCGAGGAAGAAGCUGAAUUAGCAGAACUAAUGGAUUAA
Synchytrium microbalum is the source of this 1185-nucleotide messenger RNA. RefSeq lists its product as uncharacterized. NCBI's taxonomy places the organism in Eukaryota, Fungi, Chytridiomycota, Chytridiomycetes, Synchytriales, Synchytriaceae. The transcript has 6 exons. The coding region runs from base 1 to 1185 and encodes 394 amino acids. Gene Ontology annotation, molecular function: protein binding. The record is from RefSeq and is a predicted model, not a curated record.